Molecule: messenger RNA, 975 nt
Organism: Dipodomys ordii (Ord's kangaroo rat)
Lineage: Eukaryota; Metazoa; Chordata; Mammalia; Rodentia; Heteromyidae
Gene: Potea
Product: POTE ankyrin domain family, member A
Exons: 7
Coding region: 1-975 (324 amino acids)
Molecular function (GO): protein binding
Source: RefSeq, a predicted model, not a curated record
AUGAAGACAAACUUCGUCUUGAGAAGUGAGCACCAGAACUGCUGUGGGUCCUCCACCGGCCCGCGCAGGAGCGUCCUGUGCUGUGCCAGUGAGAACGCGAAGGCCGAGAGCUUUGACUCUGCCAGAUACCUCUCCAGAUACAAAGCUUCAGGAAAGAUCCACAAGGCUGCAAGCCAGGGCGACGUAGGCAAAGUGCAGAGGAAGCUCUUAGGUGGGAAAAACGACGUGAAUGCCAGAGACAAGAAGAACAGGACUGCUCUGCAUUAUGCAUGUGCCUAUGGACAUCUAGCUAUUGUGGCUCUUCUCAUAGAGAAAUGUGAGAUUGAUAUUUGUGACAGCGACAACAGCACAGCUCUGAUUAAGGCUUCACAAUGUCAGCAUGAGGAAUGUGUGACUCUUCUACUCAAAUAUGGUGCUGAUCCAAAUGUGAGGGACUCCAGUGGCAACACUGCCAUCCAUUAUGCCAUCUACACUAACAAUGUGCCAAUAGCUGCCAAACUGCUUGCAUACAAUGCAAGUAUUGAGUCGCAAACCAAGGAUGGCCUCACACCACUUUUGCUUGCUCUGAAGGAAAACAAACAGCAGAUGGCAGAAUUUUUAAUAGAAAAUAAAGCCAAUAUACACGCAGUCGAUGAGCUGAAUAGAUCAACCCUCAUGUAUGCUGUCCAAUGUGAAUCAAAAUAUAUGGUCAAGUUUCUUCUUCAGCAAGGCGUUGAUGUCUUUUUAAAAGAUGCUUUUGGAUGUCCUGCAUCAUAUUAUGCUCUUAGGAGUCAUUGUAAAGUGGUUAUUAUUCAGGUUAAACACAAAAAGAAGCAGCACAAAAGGAAUGAAAUGAAAAUAUCAUUGAAAAAGCAUUGCUGUGAAGCCCCUGCUGCUGUUGCUGCUGAUGCUGACUUGGAUGAGGAUGGAUCAGCUCCACUGGGAAAUGGCAGUCACAAGCAGUUCCUUACUAAAGGGAAUGGAGAACAUAAGUAA